Messenger RNA from Caenorhabditis auriculariae, 3924 nucleotides. Lineage: Eukaryota; Metazoa; Nematoda; Chromadorea; Rhabditida; Rhabditidae. The record is from the annotation of a GenBank genome assembly.
AUGGGAAGCCUGUUGUCCAUAGAGCAACUUUACUGCAAAGCGCCCUUUUUGGCGGCAACUCAAACUUUCCUUUCUCCGACUUUGAGUUAUUUGUUCUCCAAAACUAGGAAGUUCGGUACGUUUUCAAUUUCACCGUUCGAUUCGCAAUGAAAAGCUCUACAAACUACUGCUUUGAACUGAAACACCGUUUUUUACUGCCCCUAUGCCUUUAAGGAGGGUUUUGACCAAUUAUCAGGAAAUUCCCAACCGCAAAGUGAAAUGACAUCCCUUGUGAGGUCUCUCUUUGGGGGGAAUUUUUUGCACGUGCUUAACCCACAAUUUGAAAAAUGGAUAAUUCUACCUUCUGAACGCCGAAACUUGCGUAAGAGCUUAAUUCCAUGCUGACACUUUUCUGACGCCAUUUUUUCGUAUCUGAAGAAUUUUUUUUGAGGACGAACGUGAUGAGCAAAGCUUCAACGAGCUUUGCGAAAAGCUGUUAUAAAGACGCGUUUCCUCUGGUGGUCUACUGUACCAAUGUUGGUUCACGUUUCCCAGUUUAGAGGCUUGAAAAUUGUAGAAGAAGUCUGUGUGCCACGACUUGACAUUUCACGGAACGACAUUCCGCUGUUCCGCUGCGUGCGUUCGCGAAGCGUCUUUCCAAUCUAGGUCACGCCUUUCAAUCGAUUGUUAUUGAUGUGGGAGCACAUGAAAGUAGAGUACCUUGAAAAAAGAAAAAAAAAACAAAACAAAAGCGCGACCAAGGUUCGCAAAGGCACAGCGGAAUGUCGUUCGGUGAAAUUCCAAGGCUAUAAGAGAGCUUCAAGAGGGAAACAUUUUUCAGCAUACCAUAAAACAGACGGAUCUGCAAAAGGAGCUGGACGAGGUGACUAAGGAGCGCUCUCCGUGGCCUUACAUGUCGGGGGCUCCUGAGGUCUCAUAUACUUUCCAUUUCCCUUAAAGUUUUGACUCCAGGUCCUGACUUUCGGCUCGAACUUCAUCAAAAUGAUCAACGCGAAGCGUAUCCUCGACAUUGGUACCUACACGGGUGCCUCUGCCUUUGCUUGGGCUCUGGCCACGCCGGAGGAUGGAGAGGUACGGUACUUGUUUGGGGGAAUGAAGUUCAAAAGAGAUUUUUGGAAAGCUCAGGAACUUCAGAGUGGUCCCAAUAGGGGCAAUUUUUAGAGACCCUUGGAGGGUCCCCUCUAGUGACCACUUUACCAACCCCUAUAGGGGCCACUGAAGCUUGCAAAAUUGGUCCUAUAUAGGUUUUAGAUAGUGGUCCCUAUAGGGUAAAGGCUAAUCGAUGAUUUUUAUGAGCUCUAUGUGAAGCAUUUUCAUGCAAAAAAACUAAAAAAAAACUUUGAACAAAAUCGAAGAACCCCUAUAGGGUCCACUUAAGCUUUAGGGGCCAAGGCGUCAGACCCUCAACCCCCAUAGGGACCACCUUGAUUUUACCCCUAUAGGGACCACUUUUUCGGCCCCUAAAGCGGCUGUUUUUCUCUCUAACCCCUAUAGGGACCACUCAAAAAUUCUUAACUGUGUCGCAGAAAAUUUUUCAAGCUUGCACUGAUUUUGAGCAAUUGGCGAUCGCUAAUUCAAUUUUUUUCACUUUUUCCUAUGUUCAAUAUAUUUAUCAUUUCAUUCACGAUGGAAGGGUCUCAAAAAGGUCUUGACACGAUUAGCGAGAGAAUGCGCAAAAAGCAGAUCAUCUUACGACGCUUUUUCGAUAAGCUAGCUUGUGAAGCAACUACAGUCUAGUUUGCAAUAGAGUCUUGGGGUUUUAGAGGGCAAACUGGCCUAUAUGAAGCAUCAUCACUUUGGAUCCCAUAAAUCAAUUGAUUUAUCAGAUUUUGACAACUGACCUUAAAGAUAAGGUUUUUCUCUUUAAUUUAAGUUUUUCCCUAAGGUUUUUUGAGAUUGCUACACAAUUUUGAACUUUUUGGUUCCUGAAACAUGAAUUCAGGUCACCUAAAACCAAAGUUAUGAUUUUUCGAAUUCAAGAAAUGACCUUGUGAGGUUUUUUCGAAAAUAUUUGUUUUCUUUUUAGGAAUAUCGAGCACACAAUCCCUGUAGUAGUUGCUUAGGAUCACUUGCGAAGGUGGUCACUCUAGGGGAACAUGCUAGUCUUUUAUUCUUAUGAACUCAAUGAGAAGAAACAUUUCUGCGAAAAAUACAAUAAAUAACGGUUUUAUGAAUGAAAAAUGCCAACAGAAGAUAAUUAUUUCGAGUUUUGCUAAUUAAUUUCAAAAAAUCAAAAGUCCCCUAUAGGGACCACUUAAGGUUGGGAAUCCGACCCUAAACCCCUUAAGGGACCACCUAUUUUGCCUUCUAUCUUUUGCUUUUUCCCUGAACCCUCUAGAGACCACUCCGACGAUUUCCUAACCAGAGAACGUUUUUAAAUAUUCAAGGUCUAUACCUUGGACGUCUCUUUCGAGAUCUACGAGUGCUUCGGAGUGCCAACCAUCUCCCAGGCGGAGGAGUUCAAGAAGAUCAAGCCGAUGAAGGGACCUGCCCUCAAGACUCUUGGUGAAGUUUCUUUGCAACUUUCGGUUGGGGUUAAAGGCGUAGAGCUAGAAAAACGAAUAUGCUUCAUUUUGAAGAAAAUUAGCUGGAUCAUAGGCGAUUAGUUAGGAAAACUUGCCGAGGUUCAUCAGGAACGAAGAGCUUUAGUUAUAUAUUCAUAAUUUUCAGACACGUUCAUCAGCGAAGGACAGGCGGGUACCUUCGACUUUGCCUUCAUCGACGCGGACAAGGUUAAUGAAAUUUGAGGAAAUAUCAAAAAUAACUUGAAUUUCCUAGCCAAACUACGUCAACUACUACGAGCGCGUAAUGGUCCUCUUACGCAGCGGCGGAGUCAUCUUCGUUGAUAAUGUUCGAAUUUUCCGUUUAUAGAGAGCUUCUUUUGAACCACUGUUUAGUCUGUGUGCUUUCGGAAUCUUAAAUAUACGAAAAAAUUAAAAGCGCGCAAAGGCACGCAGCGGAACAGCGGAAUGUCGUUCGGGGAAGUUCCAAGCCGUGGUACACAGACUACAGUUACAGAUAUUUUCCAAAAACCAUUCUGAAAAUUGAUUGCUGUCAAUGAGUUUUUGAAUUUAUGAGAAAAAUAUAUUGGCCAUUAUUAGCUCCAGGAGACUUGGCCCUUAUAGUAACCGAAAAAGUGGUCACUAUAGGGGCAAUGUUAGACGCUCUUAAAGGGUCCCCUCUAGGGACCAUUUUACCAACCGCUAUAGGGGUCACUUAAGCUUGCAAAAGUGGUCCCUAUAGGGAAAUUUUAGUCGAUAAUGAAACUCUAAGCGAAGAAGCAUAUCCAUGGGAAAAACUGAAUAAAUACCUUUUUUGAAUGAAAUUGAUUGACCCUUAUAGGGUCCACUUGAGUUUUGAAGCGCUAAGGGGUGGGACUGUAAACCCCUAUAGGGUCCACUUGAGCUUUAGGGUCUCAGGGGCCAGGAUCUAAACCCUUGUAAAGUCCACCUUGCAUGGACCACUUUUUCGGCUUUCAUAGAGGCUUUUUUCCCACUAACCCCUAUAGGAACCACUCUGGAAUUCCUAAAAUCCUUCGUAGGUCUAGCCAUGGAGACGAAAUUUCCUCUUCGCAAGUGGAAACUGAAACGACUGGAUUCUUUUAAAUUGAUAUACUCAAUUUUUUCGACUUGAAAAAGAUUCCCGCCAAAAGCCGCGACGCGUACGCAACGCGUUACCCUCGCCAAGUCGGGAACGUUAUUGAAAAAUUUUGACUUUGAGGCUCUCUGGGAAGGUCGUGUCAUGGACACUGCGAAAUAUUCGGAUGAAGCUACCCUUGGAAUCGACGAACUGAAUAAAAAGGUUCUUGAAAAUAUUUGAAACUUUCAAAUCCCUUCAUUUUCUUUGUAGAUCUUCGAAGACGAUCGGAGCCUCUCCGCCUUGGUCAACCUCGCUGACGGACUCCACAUUGCGUUCAAAAUUUGA